Molecule: messenger RNA, 2136 nt
Organism: Epithele typhae
Lineage: Eukaryota; Fungi; Basidiomycota; Agaricomycetes; Polyporales; Epitheliaceae
Exons: 8
Coding region: 1-2136 (711 amino acids)
Source: RefSeq, a predicted model, not a curated record
AUGGCAUCGCAGGUCGGCGGACCGUCCGCGGCAGACGGAAAGGCCACUGUCGUGCCUCCAACCGUCCUCUCUGCAUUUCAGCAGUUCACCGCCCCGGAGGUUCUCUCUUCAAACUCCACCCAUCCGUUCUCGUCUUCUCCGGAAGAGCUGACGGCAACACUGAGGCGCAUCAUCGAAACCACCGACAAGGCGACCAUGUCGCUAAAUGCACACCACUCUCUCCCUCUCUCGAACCCCAAACUAUUGUCUCUCUACCGUCAGCAGUCAUCAAUAUCGCACACUGUGCAGCAAGCAGAUCAGAACGUCCGCCACGUCGUCAGCUCGCUGCGGAAACGAAUAGGCAUUACAUUUGGAGAAGACAUCCCGCUGGAGCGCAUAGAAGUCGUCGACUGGUUUCUCAAACGUCUCUUGCACUGGGGAACCUCUGCUGGCAUGGAGGCCUUCAACGAGCAAGAGACAGAUGGUCGAAUAGCGGUCGUUCUCGGGGGAAAGGUGCUGGUCAUCGACAUCGACUUCUCCAUCGACCGUCGGGAUCCCACAAGGCCCGCCAUCGACGUCAUGGCGCUCAAGACGGCGUACGCCAUCCCUAACAGCACCUCGGACUCGUCUUCUGGGCGCUCAAAAUCGAUGGAAGGCUUCCUCGCAAGCACCAUCCGGGCCUUUCUGGCCGAGGUGCAGAAAGAGGAGGACCAACGCGACGCGGUCGAGGCGGCCCGGAUAGGAAGCCAGAUAUCUAAGUACCUGUCGUAUCUCAUGACGCUAGACCACCUCGCCCUGAGCGAAAACGAGGGCGGUGGGCGGUGGUUCAGCUUCAUCGACAAGAUGUCGCUCGAGAUCGAAACGCUCGCCGGCAAAGAAGCCAACGUCAUCAUGAAAGGUGAAAAAGGCGCCGUUGUCGCGCCACUAGACGUCUUCCUCCUCCGCGGCCACGCGCUCCCGCUACCGUACCUCACAACCCCCUCCAUCUCCUUCCUCACAUACGUCUCCCCGCUCGCCUACCUCAAACUCCUCAAGUCCUCCACCCCGCUCCCCCCACACUCCGAGCCCCUCGCGGCGCACCAACCCGCACUCGACGUCCCCUUCCACCACCUGCGCGCCGUGCUCGCGACGCCCCCGCGCCAGCCCGGAAUCACCGUGGCGACCCUCGUGCUCUCCCCGACCCCCCCGCCCGCAUACCACGCCGAGGGGCUCUCGCUCUCCGCGAUCGACGCGCGCCCGCUGCACGCGCUCGUCGGGGACGCGGAGCGCGUCGAGUACGUGUUCCCCGCCGCGCGCGAGGUCGCGGCGCUGCAGGGCCAGCCGCUCACGUGGAUCCUCGACUUCACUGACGGCGGCAAGGCGGCGGGGCUGGUCGUGAGUCAGGGGCGGAUGCGGGAGAUCGAGCUGGUGCACGUGGAGGUGAACAACAUGAUGGGGAUGAGCGCGGGGAGCUGGGUCGAUCUGCUGCUCAACCCACAAACUCCGAUCCCGCCUGAACGCUACACUGCGCUAUAUACUUCUCCAACGGCGGCGCAUCCACCGCUGCACCUGCGUCUGACGAGUCCCGACGAACCUGGAUUCAUUCUCGAGUCCGUGCCGGUGCGAACGCUCAAGGAAGUGUGGGCGGUGCUCGAGAUCGUGCGCGAACAGUGCUGGCUCAACGAAACCCUCGCGAGCUGCACCUGGGCGCCCGAAGGCAUCGCCCCCCACGCACCCGGCCCAGCGCCCCCUAGCGCAGACGUCGAGACGGACGCCGCGCCAGCCACCGAGGACGAGCUCCAGGCCGUGCUCCGAGGCACGAUCACCCCGCGCCACAUCCCCGUCGCGGUCUCGCUCCCGACGGUGCUCAAGCCCGCGCCGCAGCCCGAGCCGUCCCUCUUCGGCGACGGCGACGGCGGGAUGGACGCGUUCGGGGCGCCGGCGCCGCGGCGCGCCGCGCGCAUCUCGCUGCGCUGCCCCGAGCGCGCGCCGAUCACGGGGAUCGUCGACAUCGGCGUCACGUUCGACGCCGCGCGGCCGCGCGGGGUCGCGGUGGAGAUCGUCGGCAGCGCGGUGGCCACGGACGUCGGCGCGGCGGCGCUCGAGGAGGUGUGCCGGCGCGGCGGGGUGUUUGGCGUGCCGGCGCGGGUGUGGAGGCGGGCGAAGCAGGGGAUGUGA